GGGUUGCCGCGUUCUGUGUGCGCUCGCCACAUCGCAUUGUUGUCGGUGAAAAACCUCCCCUUUCCCUUUCCCUUUCCCUUCUUUACAGCGUAAUUUUAUCUUCAUUUUUGUGAUACAUAUGAAUGCGUCCCCUCUUCGCGAUUCUUCAGCUAGAACGCAAAGGUGAGCACUAUGGUAUUGACGACGACUUCAGCUGAUGGCGAGUCCCUGCACUCCACUUUUGCUUCCAGAUACGUUCGGACUUCUCUGCCGAGGUUCCGGUUGCCAGAUUCCUCGACACCGAAGGAGGCUGCGUACCAGAUCAUAAGCGAUGAAUUGAUGCUGGAUGGUAACCCGAGGCUGAAUCUUGCCUCCUUUGUGACUACAUGGAUGGAGCCAGAGUGUGACCGCCUCAUAUUGUCUGCCAUUAACAAGAAUUAUGUGGACAUGGAUGAGUAUCCUGUUACCACCGAACUGCAGGUGAAAUUACCUUUAAUAAAUCCCUUUAUUUUUGGAAAUCUUGAAGACUUGGGAACUCUUUGGUUGUUUAGCCUUGAAAAAUCAGGACGGCCUGAGAUGCUUAUUUUAUAUUUUGAGACAAUAUUGCAAAAGAAACUGUGGUUAUAGAUGGAAAUACUAUAG
Messenger RNA from Phalaenopsis equestris, 621 nucleotides. RefSeq names its product glutamate decarboxylase-like. The record is from RefSeq and is a predicted model, not a curated record. Lineage: Eukaryota; Viridiplantae; Streptophyta; Magnoliopsida; Asparagales; Orchidaceae. Gene Ontology annotation, biological process: L-glutamate catabolic process. The coding region runs from base 172 to 606 and encodes 144 amino acids. The transcript is spliced from 2 exons. Gene Ontology annotation, molecular function: pyridoxal phosphate binding; glutamate decarboxylase activity. Gene Ontology annotation, cellular component: cytosol.